ACAGUAGGUGGCGGCAUGCACAACGAAAUGUGCGAACGGAAUGAUAGCAAAGAAGAACAUCAAGGAAGCUGCUAGUGUGGGCGGCUCUAUCAGAUGUUCAACAUCAAAACAACAUUAUUAGCGCGUCAGAUGCAUUUACGACUGCACUGACAUUUAAACAAUUUUGGUUAGAUGUAUACUGUAUUGGAAGUGCUACUAAAAGUAACCUGAUGUAUAGCUUAUACUGUUUACCGUCUUUCGCUCAAUAGCUAUCUCAAAAUCGCCAUUUUACCUUCUGGUUGUGCCUUGGGCGGUGGGUUGAGCGGCCAGUGUCAAAAUAGUUGCUAGCUGGGUUGCUCACUAUUUUAGACGUUAACCCAGUACAACGAGCUUUUAAAAUAUCAUGCUAGCUGUCUAACAAGCUUGGCUACAUGCUUGGUAGCUCAUGGUAGUAGUUUCAAAUUACGACGUUAGCCAGGUAGCUAGUUAGCCAAGCGACUAUCUAGUUGGCUAACAACAAGCCUUAUCAGAUAAUCAACUGUAGCUUGUGGUACUGGCUAGCUACCUAGAGGACUUUAUACAAUAACCAAACUGGAUAAAACGUUGGAUUUGGUCGGUUUUAAGUCGGGCUCAGCGGGUUCGCUGACCCCACAGAAGAGGAUGAAGAAGAGGAAGGAACUCGAUGCAUUAAUCGGACUUGGGGACAGUAAAAGGAAGAAAACCAAAAAGGGGUCCGGGCACAGGCUCCUCAGAACCGAGCCUCCACUAGACUCAGAAUCCGAAUCAAGUUCAGAUGAUGAUGAAUUCAGCAACUUUGCUACUGUCGCUGCUUUUGGAAAAAGUUACGUGAAGUGCUGCAAUGUCUGCUAUCCCUUGUUCCUGUUCAUCAUACUGGCUGCCUGUGUUACGGCUUGUGCCGGACUGAUAUGGAUGCAGAUUGCCCUGAAAGAAGAUCUAGACUCCCUCAAAGAAAAGCUGCAUACAAUGGAAUCCGGCCAGAAGGUUUCGUCACAUGAAAUACCAAAACUAAGUGAAGAUCUGAAGACAAAGCAGAGAAAACUGGAGGACAUUGAAAAUGGAGACAAGGGUCUGAACAAACUGUGGUCCAACCUUACAGAGAUUAACAGAAAGAUCAGUUUUCUGGACACUGCGGUGAACCAUCUAAAGGCCAACAUCAAAUCAGCCUCAGACUUAAUCAACCUUCCGACUACAGUUGAAGAGCUCCAAAAGAGUGUGGCUUCAAUCGGCAGCACUUUAACCAGUGUGCAGCAUGAUGUCAAGACAAUACAGACGGCCCUUGAGGACCAGAAGAAAGAAACAGACGACCUCAAGAGGACCAUGGAUGCCGAGGCUAAAGAAUCAAAUGUGAAAUCGACAGCCUCAGUUGAAAAAGAAACAAGCAACCGCUCAUCAACAUUAGCUCAAAACCAGGAUGUAACUCACCUGAGAGAGGUUGUGAGCGAAGUUAACAAGACCCAAGGGCUGUACCACUCCUGGACUGGUGACCAAAUCCAGAAUCUCCAAACCGCUGUGUCCAACCUCACUCACAGGGUGUCUUCCAUGGAGCAGGGCUCUCCUCAGACAACACCACACAGUGACCUUGUGGAGGUAGUUGAACAAUUGCCUGUCAGUGGAGAUGCAACAGAACCAGUGAAGGACCUGGCCACAGAGAUGGACACCAAUGCAGAUGGACUUAAAGCAGCAACUUCAGAAGCUACACAUGAAAAAUCCACAGGUUCAAAGCCAACGAGGCGUCCAUGGUUUUUGACUCCAAACCGCACCAAGAGAGAGUCUGGAACAGAAAGCCCAAAGACUGUGUCAUUCCCUGGAGUCAGCUCUCUGAAAGAUCUCAAAGAGCUCUUUGAGCGCUCGGGUACCGACCCCACCACUCAGGGGAUGUCUUACCAAGUCCUGAAGAAAUUAUUUGACACAGCAACGCCAGAUCCCCAAAGCCUGGAACGCUACGACAAAGACGGGGACCAGAGGUUCUCACUGGCUGAAAUGAAAGCUGCUGCAGGUCUGUGAGAAGAGGAGUGGCAGAGGCAACAGUGGAAGGAGAAGUGGUCUCUGGUGUGUGUGGAGUGCCUCACAGUGAAGAUAGUUGCACUUUUAUUGAACUGAGUAUUUAAUAACAAACUGAAUGUUGAACGGUAGCACUGGCUAGCCCCCCCCCCCUUCCACACCUUACUGGUCCUACACGCCUAAGCUAGAGUAAGCAACUCAGAUCCAAGCUUUGAUAUUUCUAUAUUAUUUUCCAAAACAGUUUACAAAAUGGUACUGUUCAGAAAUAUUUGUUUUAUUCAUUUAUGACCAGUUGAUGUCAAAUGAAUUGUUGAGAAGGGUCAAAAUAUCACCUAUUAUAAUGUAGUUCCUACCACACACACACUCCCAUUUUAGAUAAGUUCAGAUCGUCUUUGCUCAUUUUCUGUCUUCUUUAUACAUGUUUUGUUGUAAGUCUCGAGUUAUUUUCUGCAUUCUUAUUUGGAUUUUAAUGUAACACAGAGACUGUAGACAUAUCCUUAACCCAACCAUAGUUUAUUUUUAAGUUGUUUUUAAGUCUGCAAUAUUUGAAGGGCUAUAAACACACACUUUUAACUAGUUCAGAAUGAAUCAUGUUGAAAUAUUAACUCCUGAAGCAUAUGUAGCAAUAAUACAAUGUAAAUGAGCUUAUACUAACAGACUAUAGUGAUCACUUCAAUUUGCAGUAUAUAUACAGUACCAGUCAAAAGUUUGGACACCUACUCAUUCAAGGGUUUUUCUUUAUUUUUACUAUUUUAUACAUUGUAGAGUCAUAGUGAAGACACAAACUAUGAAACACAUAUGGAAUCAUGUAGUAACCAAAAAAGUGUUAAACAAAUAUAUUUUAGAUUCUUCAAAGUAGCAACCUUUUGCCUUCGACAGCUUUGCCUUCUCUCCAACCAGCUUAACCUGGAAUGCUUUUCCAACAGUCUUGAAGGAGUUCCCACAUAUGCUGAACACUUGUUGACUGCUUUUCCUUCACUCUGCGUCCCAACUCAUCCCAACCCAUCUCAAUUGGGUUGAGG
This is a messenger RNA of Oncorhynchus mykiss (rainbow trout), 3023 nucleotides long. Its product is annotated as EF-hand calcium-binding domain-containing protein 14. Lineage: Eukaryota; Metazoa; Chordata; Actinopteri; Salmoniformes; Salmonidae. The record is from RefSeq and is a predicted model, not a curated record.